AUGGGAUUAAGGCCAUCUCUCCACAUUCAGAAUAUUAUGAUUAAUUUUUACAGAAAACAGAAAAAUUAUGCAAAAUGCUUGGAAAUAUUUAAAUAUGGUCGAUCAUUGGGCAAACCAGACUUAAGCUUGACUCACAGUAUGAUGAUUGUGUAUGGAGAGAUGCAACGAAUCGACAAGGUUGAAAAACUGUUUGCAAAAAUUGAAAACAAAACAACAGAUUUUACUUUCAAAAUAAUGACCAAUACGUACUGUGCUGCUGGGCUUGUGGCACAGGCUGAGGAAUUCUUCUCAAGAGUAGCUCACAGAGAUGACAAGCUACUUAUUUCAAUGAUGAAAAUGUAUUCUCAAUUAGGAAUGCUUGAAAAGCUACAAGAAAUGUUUAGUCUAGUUCAAAAAAAAACAGCAGAUUGUGUCUCUGUGUAUAUCGACGGUUUGGCGCGAUUUGGAAACUAUUCCAAGGUUGAAGAAUGGGUAAAACAAAUACCGAAAGAUUUGAGGGAUUCUGGAUGGAUAUGGUCCUGUCGUUUGCAAAGUGCAAUGAAAUCUAUUGACGAGUUUAAAGAUCAUGAUGAAUAUUUGGAAGUGGUAAAGAGAAUUUAUCAAGAAAGACCUGAAAAUUUGACGCCUCAGAAACAAAGCUACGGAAGCAACUUAUUGAAUCGUGCCAUCUGUGCUCAUCUGGCUCGUAGAUCUAUGAAGUUGAAACAAGAGUAUUCCCUUAAACCAAUCAAUGAAUCUGUGGAAGAUGUUUUCAAAGAAUUUGCCGAAGAACAGGUAAAAAAAGCAAACCAAGGCUCAGAAGAAGGAAAAUUUCAAACAAGGACGCCCAAAAAGGAACAAUUAGCAUUGAACAAAAACAGUAUAUAUCGACCAGAUUAUGUGUCUCCUUAUGAAGCCUUUUUAAGGAAGCAUCAAGAAGGAAAGAAAGAAGAAUUUUCUGAAUAA
This is a messenger RNA of Naegleria fowleri, 945 nucleotides long. RefSeq lists its product as uncharacterized. The transcript has a single exon. Lineage: Eukaryota; Heterolobosea; Eutetramitea; Acrasida; Naegleriidae. Gene Ontology annotation, molecular function: protein binding. The record is from RefSeq and is a predicted model, not a curated record. The coding region runs from base 1 to 945 and encodes 314 amino acids.